Messenger RNA from Dufourea novaeangliae, 1470 nucleotides. RefSeq lists its product as uncharacterized. Lineage: Eukaryota; Metazoa; Arthropoda; Insecta; Hymenoptera; Halictidae. The transcript has 3 exons. Bases 1 to 1470 code for a protein of 489 amino acids. The record is from RefSeq and is a predicted model, not a curated record. Gene Ontology annotation, biological process: regulation of transcription by RNA polymerase II; embryonic morphogenesis. Gene Ontology annotation, cellular component: nucleus. Gene Ontology annotation, molecular function: DNA-binding transcription factor activity, RNA polymerase II-specific; RNA polymerase II transcription regulatory region sequence-specific DNA binding.
AUGAGCAGCAGCGAGGGGGUUGUGACAGGUCAGAGUACCGGUAGCGAUCGUCUCUGCGAAGACGUCGAUAUGGCAACGCCAACGUCCGCCUCGUCGAACUUGAAACCGCGAAGCGGCAAGAUUAGCUUUAGCGUGGACUCCCUGCUGAGCGACAUGAAGAAGACAGCCGUUACCGGCGGCGCGUUUGCCAGACGAGAGAGUGAGGAUCGAUUGGAGUCUGAGAAGAGCCUGGACAUAGAGGCCAGAUACCGCGAGUUGUUGAUGGAACAACAAAGGCUACAGAGCAGAGAGUUGUUGGCGAGACUGAGCCCGCACGGUCUUACGUUCGGCAAUCAUCAUCAUCAUCAUCAUCCUACGAGCAGACUGGACCAGGAUCAUCCGUCGGCUGGCCGGCAGGAGAUCCUCACUGUGAAGGAUUUCUCCAGAACUACCAGCCACGACAAAUCCUCCUCGCCGAUUAGAAUAGACCAGGAGGCUCAGAGGGAUCGGGACGAUCGACGGUUGUCCGCGAGUUCGCCGGCCAAUCGAAUCGCCGAAUCGAUGAUCCAACGGGAACGCGGUCAGGAGGAGGACGAGAGAAUCGACAGGAUCGCGAAUCCACGAUCCGUGUCGCCGGUUAGCAGACGUGAAAUCAUGGACGAUCGUAGCGACUCCGAGGCGAAUCGUUCCCUGGAGGGCGACCGAACCACCGAUCAUCUCGAUCUCGAGGAUCAAGAGAUCAGAAGCGUGGGCCAGUCCGAGGAUCUGAACGUGAUGGACUCGGACUGCGAACUCGAGAGGGACAUGGAGAGUAACCAGGAGAAGGAGGAGAAGUCCAGCCCGGUAGUGCCUCAGCCGAUUCAUCCCGGUGUACAGAGGUCGUCCCAGGGACCGCCUUACCUGGCCGGUGCACCCGGUGCUCCCGGCUGGAAUCCCGCGGGAUUUCCGCAUUCCCUCGCGGGGUUCGCGUGGCUACCCCCACCGCCUCACCCGCACAAUCCUCACGGGCAUCUUUACACGCCCCAUGGAGGACCCACCAGUCCAAACGGUGACUUGAGGCUGCCCGGUCCAGGACCAGGGCCCGUCAGGUGCACCCUAAGGAAGCACAAGCCGAACCGAAAGCCGAGGACGCCGUUCACCACGCAACAGCUGCUCUCCCUCGAGAAAAAGUUCCGCGAAAAGCAGUACCUGACCAUCGCCGAAAGAGCGGAGUUCUCGUCCUCCCUUCACCUCACGGAAACGCAGGUGAAAAUCUGGUUCCAGAAUAGACGCGCGAAGGCGAAGCGGUUGCAAGAGGCGGAAAUCGAGAAGCUCAGGCUGUCAGCGAGGCCGCUGUUGCACCCGAGUUUCGGCUCGGGCCUGAUGUUCUCUGGAGUGGGGCCCCCUGGAACACCAGGAGUGCCUCCCUUCAUCGCGGCGGCCAUGGCUAGGCACACCCAUGUCGCGGCCGCGGCAGCCAUGUUCAUGGGGCCCCCUGGACACAGGCCUUAA